Molecule: messenger RNA, 1494 nt
Organism: Daucus carota subsp. sativus
Lineage: Eukaryota; Viridiplantae; Streptophyta; Magnoliopsida; Apiales; Apiaceae
Product: phosphatidylcholine:diacylglycerol cholinephosphotransferase 1
Exons: 3
Coding region: 247-1125 (292 amino acids)
Molecular function (GO): diacylglycerol cholinephosphotransferase activity
Source: RefSeq, a predicted model, not a curated record
UAGUUUCCAACAACAGGUACUAGGCGUUGGCAGGCAAUGCAUGAUUCAUCUCUUUUCUAUUUCUCUCCCAAAACCUAAUCUAAUCUCUCUCCAUCUCUCUCUCUCUCCCUCUUUCCUUUUCAGAUCUGCAGAUUCUCUCUAUCUCCCCUUGUUUAUCAAUAUUAUUCCUGACCCCUCCCCACUUUUCUUGGAAACACCACCCCUCCACCUAUUCUCCACCUAUUCCUCCAAUAUUUUAUUAUUUAUAUGCAAAUUAAAUCUCGUGCAAUGAACGGAACGCACUCCCUUCAUCUCCGUCACACACCCCCCAGUGCAAACCCAUGCACUACUCUCAACAAUAAUAACAACGGUAAUAUUAACGGACAUUACGUUAACGGAGGUGAUAAGAUGAAAAAGAGCUCUAGUAAUACUAAUGUUGUUAAUACUUCACGGGUUGAGAGGUUUUUCCGUAACGCGUCGUUUAUGAAAUGGAGAAGCGGGGAUUUAUUGUAUGUGGUGAGGUACCAUCCUCUACCGUGUCUACUCACUCUGUGCUUGUUCUUUUUUAUGGGCGUGGAGUACACGCUCCGGAUGAUUCCCUUUUCUUCUCCGCCGUUCGAUCUGGGGUUCAUCGCCACCGUCCCUUUUCAUCGCUUUCUUGCUAACUCACCUGCUCUUAAUACUGUCCUUGCUGGCCUCAAUACGGUGUUUGUAUUUAUGCAAACUAGUUAUAUAUUAUGGACCUGGUUAGUUGAAGGUAGACCAAGGGCCACCAUAGCAACACUCUUCAUGUUCACUUUCAGAGGAAUUCUUGGCUAUUCCACUCAGCUCCCACUUCCUCAGGAUUUCCUUGCUUCUGGUGCUGAUUUUCCAGUUGGAAAUGUUUCGUUUUUCCUAUUCUAUUCUGGCCAUGUUGCUGCUUCUGUUAUCGCUUCCCUGGAUAUGAGGAGGAUGCAUAGGUGGGAAUCGGCAUGGGCAUUUGAUAUGUUGAAUGUCUUACAGUUUGUGAGAUUGUUAAGCACAAGGGGGCACUACACUAUCGACUUGGUGGUUGGAGUGGGUGCUGGAAUUCUGUUCGAUACGAUUGCAUCAAAUUAUUUAGAGAGUAAAAAACUAAAAUCUCAUUCAGUCAACGCAUCAAAAUAAGGAUCAUUACUUCUCUGAAGAAGUAAAUUGAGUUCUCCAUUCUUAUGUUCUAUUUGUUUGUUGAAGUGUAGCAUUUCCGAAGAAAAGGGCUUUUGUUUCGUUCUUUGGUCGUUGCUUGCAUCAAAUGGUGUACUGCUCUGGAUUCUGCUACUAGCCUCUUUGUGUUUUAUAUUUAGCAAUUAUCGAUACGAUUCGUGUCCCUAUUGACAUGUGGCAGCACAGUACUUAUCUGUUAUUGUUUAGUUGGACAUUGAUUUAUUAGCAAAGCAGAGAUGAAAAAUUAUAUGUAAAUUAUAGAAGAGUGUAGAGAAAAGCUUCAGAGUGAAUUUAUGGAGUUACAUUCUAUAUAUAUCUUGAAUUUGUGUCUUA